AUGUCUGUGUCUGUGGAGGAACUUAAAGCAAUUUUAGACUCUAAAUUGAGUCCACUUCACAAUGAAAUCUCUCAACUGAAAGAAAGCUUACGAGAGACAACUCAAUUUCUGGAAAUGGCGAACGCGAAGUAUGAAGAAGUCUCAAAAAAACUCGAGGCAUUUGAAAGCCAAAAGUCCCAUCUCGUUGCUGRGAAUACAACAUUAAAGAAAACUAUUCAAGUAAUGGAAUCCAAGAUUCAGCAGCUCCAGAAGGAAUMGAAUGAYGUUARGCAAUAUACUAGACGAGAUUGCCUGGAGAUCCAAGCCGGGGACAUCGAACUGAACCCUGGCUUUCAGACCCUCAAGGAUAUCAAAAAUAUCAGAGGGUUAAAAAUUGGUCAUCUAAACAUACGAAGCCUUCGUAACAAUGUGGAUUCUCCUUGUAUUGAAAACCUCGACACAACUUUUGACGUGUUAGCUAUAUCUGAAACUUGGCUGGAUUCUACAAUAGUAGAUGUUGAAAUAUCUCUGCCUGAUUUCACUUGCGUUAGGCGGGAUCGAACUGGAGACAAGUCUGGUGGCGGAGUUGCUGUCUACAUCAAGGAAAGUUUGCCUUAUCGAAUAAGAGAUGAUUUGAAGAGAACCGAUUAUGAAUAUGUUUGGAAUGAGUUGUUGCGAAACAAGUGCAAGCCCACUCUGAUCUGCUGCGCCUACAGAGCCCCCGAUGUGAAUGCUAAAGAUUUUAUUUCUUCAUUAAGUAAUUCCAUGUCGUCCAUCGAUCUAGACAAAUCUGAUGUAGUCUUGUUGGGAGAUUUAAAUGUGAAUUUGCUUAAAAAUUCGAAGGGAUGCAAGAAGGAUAAACAAGAACUUCUUAAAUUCUCACGGACAUACGACUUSAAACAACUUAUAAAAGAACCUACUAGAAUCACUGACACCUCUCGAUCACCAAUCGAUUUGAUUUUUGUGAACAAUGAACAUCGUAUCACCAAGUCUGGCAUUGUUCCUCUUACAAUAAGUGACCAUUCUUUAAUUUUCUGCAUAAUUAAAGCUGGUGUUUUGAAGGCUAAUCCUAGAACAUUUGAAUAUAGAUCUUACAAAAACUUUGAUGCGAAUAAAUUCAAGRAAGAUCUUAGUGACGUUCCCUGGCAUAUUGUUAAUAAUGAAAAUGAUAUCAAUGAUGCGGUGUCUACUUGGAAUASUUUAUUUUCCGACAUUGCAAAUGAGCAUGCACCGAUUAAAAGACAGAGACGUAGAGGAGUACCGCUUCCUUGGAUGAGCAGUAAAAUCAGCGAAGAAAUGAAAGACAGGGAUCGUCUUCAUCGAAAAUUUUUGAAAACAAACUAUGUUGGUCACUGGAAUGCCUAUAAGAAAAAGAAAAAUGUUGUCAAUCGUAUGGUAAAAACUGCUAAGUCUAAAUACUACUGUGACUUGAUCGAAGAUGCCGGUGGAGAUUCAAAACGUAUCUGGAAAGCAGUUAAUGAAGCCUGUAGUCGAAAACCUAAUUCUAAUUCUCAGUCUAUACAAUGCAUUGUUGCUGACGGCGUUCACUAUCUUACACCUAAAUCUAUUGCAACUACGAUGAAUAAAUAUUUCUCGAGCAUUGGAAAAGUGCUGGCWGACAAAAUAACAUCCUVCACAAGUCCCUAUCAGUAUUUCAACCGUAAUUGUAACGAGGGAACUCUUUUUCAACUAAAGGAGCUUGAUGAGUCUUCUGUGCUUCAACAAUUGCUUGAUCUGAAACCUAACAAAGCUAUGUAA
This is a messenger RNA of Exaiptasia diaphana, 1737 nucleotides long. RefSeq lists its product as uncharacterized. The transcript has 2 exons. Gene Ontology annotation, molecular function: catalytic activity. The record is from RefSeq and is a predicted model, not a curated record. Bases 1 to 1737 code for a protein of 578 amino acids. Lineage: Eukaryota; Metazoa; Cnidaria; Anthozoa; Actiniaria; Aiptasiidae.